Camponotus floridanus (Florida carpenter ant) is the source of this 1670-nucleotide messenger RNA. RefSeq lists its product as uncharacterized. The coding region runs from base 184 to 1407 and encodes 407 amino acids. The record is from RefSeq and is a predicted model, not a curated record. NCBI's taxonomy places the organism in Eukaryota, Metazoa, Arthropoda, Insecta, Hymenoptera, Formicidae. The transcript has 4 exons. Gene Ontology annotation, molecular function: protein binding.
GUCGCAAUCUGCGCAGAUUCGCACUCGCUCUUAGCACACCGUAGGUGUAAGUUUGUGGUGCAGACGUUGAUCUACGGAUCUCGUUUGAUCCGUCUCGAUUUAGUAAUAACAGGUAAUAAUAAUUUUUCUUUCUAACCGAAUUCGCCGUUUUUCUAAUAUAUAAAAGGGAGAAGAAGAAAAAAAAUGUGGAAAGUCGUAGUUCGUGGAAUCCGAGAAACGUUGGAACGACGUGUCUGUCGCACCAACGUUUAUUCCCAAUCAUCGCAGGAUAAUGCUAAGAACGAAGUCAAAACAAGCUUGACAUGCCAACAAAAAUUUCUUCCACCAAUGUGUAUUACUUGUGAUAAGAGUUUUUGUGGACCUGCUAAAAAUGCAGGUGCUAAUGAUAAGAAACACGAAUGGAAUACCAAGCAUAGUUGGCCAGAGGCUGUUGGUUGGUCUAGCGUACUGGCAGCUGGACUAAUUGUGUGCCAAACUCUUUGCCUUCAUAAAAGGAUCUUCAAUCGUGAGAAUAAGGAAACUUUAAAAAACAAAUUAUAUAAUUACUCUGGAGUUCCAUUUAUUCUCACGCAAAUAUUGAAUUUAGAAAUAAAGAAUAUUCUGCCAGUUACUAACUGUGUUGGUAAUAGUAAUGAAAAAUCUAUGCUACAAGAUUCAGAUUCACAAUGGAGCGCAGCCAAACCGUUUGGUCCUAUCACCCUUGAAGAGGCACUUAAAGAGGCUGCUGAUGAAUUUACAAAUACUCAUAAUGUAGUGGUAGGAGAAUAUGAACUUCAUUACGGUAUAAAAGCGUUGAAGGAAAAACGCUACAAAGAUGCUUUCAUGCAUUUUUCCGCGGGCGCUAAUCUAUCAUCCCCCGGAAGUAUGUUUAAUUUAGGUAUAUGUUAUGAAUUAGGCAUUGGAACUUUAGCUGAUCAAAAGAAGGCUAUAAAAUAUUACAAUGAUGCCGCGGCCCAUAAUCAUGCUGAUGCGUUAUAUAAUGUAGGAGUUUUCAAUGCUCAAGGAAGAGCUGGUUUACCUAUUGAUAUUGAUAUUGCACGAACUUAUUUCGUUAGAGCAGCCAAGCUGGGCCAGAUACAAGCGCAAUAUGCACUUGAUUUAGAAAAAGCUGAUACUUUGAAGAAAAAUAACAAUACCUCCAUAAUAUCAAAUAACUGUUCAACAACUGAAAGAAAUUUAGAAAAGAAUAAGGCAAAUGAUACGCGCAUAAAAUUAAAUAAUUACAUGUUGAAUACAAACAUUGAUCAAAUAUUAAGUACGAAUUUCACCACAAAAUGUACAGUCGAAUCGCCAGGGUAUGAGAAAAUAAUCCAAAAUAACACUCAAGUAUUUUUAGAUUUUCUCGGCUUAAAAGACUCUAGUCCAGCCGUUAUGAUAACUACUAAUGAUUGCCAUGUGCCAUGUUAAAAAAAAUACUUUUGUUGUAUCAGCGUAAGAUUCGCCAAGCAAAAGAAUCAUAGACAGUACAAAUGUAUUAAUUUCUACAUUAAUUUUUUGUGUAUAAUAUUUUUGUGUUUCAAGUAUUCAUACGUAGAAAUACGUAUUACAUAGAAAUAGGGAGCGAUAUUUGCUCAAUUUAUAUGUUGUAUAAAUCUGGUUGCUACUUUAAGCAAUUUCACGCCCAUUCGUAACAUUUUCAUGUUUUAUUAUUUUAAUAUUUUUCAUUUAAG